CACGUGACCCACACCUGCCACGUCACCUCUUAGACCCGCGCCGGCUUCGCAGCAGCCGGGGAGGAAAGAGAAGUCUAUUCAACUAUUCUCCUCGCCUCUUUCUUCUCGUUUUUUUCUCGCUCUUCUCGAUUUCGCCAAUCCUCCUCCUCCUCCUCCUCCUCCUCGGUACCAUCACCUCUGUUGCCACGGAGAACCAAGAAUCCUAAUCCAGAUCGCCACCUUUCUUCUUAGCAUAAUCAAUAUUCCCUUUAUCUCAAGUGAAGACUAGAGGUCAACGCCGUGGUAACAGGGCGUAAUUUGGGGGAGAUCGAAGGGUGGUUAGCUUGUACAUAUGGGAUCAUUCAAAGGGCACGUGCUGCCGGGGAGCUUGUUCUUGGCGGUGGGGUUGUGGCAUGUGUGGAGCGCGGUGGUGAGGUAUGUGUCGGCAUCGCCGGUGGAGUUUCGUGUUAGGGUUUGGAAUCCGGUGGGCAGCGGGUGGUUGAAGCACUUGGAGCUGUACGUUGUGGCAGGUGGCGCGUUCGCGGACAUGUGCGUGGAGUUGCUCUAUUCUACCCAUUUGAAGUUCUUUGUGGGGCGCGAAGGGAUCCUUAACCCUGCUCAUAUGAAUGAUUUUGAGCAUGGUGGUAUGCUUCUCAUGUUCUUUCUCUAUGGCAUUGUCGCCAUCCUCUCUGAGAAAACCAGGUUUCUCCCAUUCUCAAACGGAGCACUAUGUCUAAUUGCAGCUGCAGCAUUUUGCUCAGAAUUCCUACUAUUCUACUUCCACUCCACAUCCCAUCAAGGCUUAGAAGGUUACUACCACCUUCUGCUUGUCAUCCUUGUUGGCCUCUGCAUUUUCUCGACGGUAGCUGGUGCUUUCUGUCCUAACAGCUUUGCCGUUGAUCUCAGCAGUGGCGUUGCCAUCUCCCUCCAGGGCCUCUGGUUCUACCAGACUGCCUUCACCCUUUAUGGCCCUAUGAUGCCCCGGGGUUGCCAGCUUUCGGGCAAUGACAUUACAUGCAAGUCACAUGAUUCCGAAGUUCGCGGUGAGUUCAUCGCCAACAUCCAGCUAUUUUCCCUGGUUCUACUUGUUUUCAUAUUUGUACUAGGGUGCUACUCAGUGUCUGCAUCCAAGUAUGGACAUUCCGAGCUGCAGAAUUGGCAUGCUGCUGCUUUGAAAGAAUAUGAACAAAAUGGAGGCGAAGAACUGGCUGCACAAUGAUAGUUGAUUGGUUUUGAUCUGAAAGAGAAACAAAGAGUCAAAAGUUGCAUUACUUUGGUGAUAGAAUUUCAAAGUCUAGAGAGAUCAGUGAUUUAGGUGUGUAGAAUGUAAGGAGGUGGUUUUAUUGAUUUGCCGUGGCACUCUUUUGUUGUUUGAUAUCCAUUUGUUUGAGGUUCAUACUUAGAGUAGAUAAAACAGCAGUCUCACUGCUGCCUUUUGUAAGUACUUGUUCAAUUACCAUCCCAUUCUAAAAGCGAAGUUUUAUGUAGUUUAAGUACUGAUAUAAAUACCACACUUCAAUGUUGAGUC
Molecule: messenger RNA, 1507 nt
Organism: Dioscorea cayenensis subsp. rotundata (Guinea yam)
Lineage: Eukaryota; Viridiplantae; Streptophyta; Magnoliopsida; Dioscoreales; Dioscoreaceae
Product: transmembrane protein 45A
Exons: 3
Coding region: 332-1198 (288 amino acids)
Source: RefSeq, a predicted model, not a curated record